Molecule: messenger RNA, 7017 nt
Organism: Solea senegalensis (Senegalese sole)
Lineage: Eukaryota; Metazoa; Chordata; Actinopteri; Pleuronectiformes; Soleidae
Product: myosin-11-like
Exons: 44
Coding region: 342-6344 (2000 amino acids)
Cellular component (GO): myosin complex
Molecular function (GO): cytoskeletal motor activity; actin filament binding; ATP binding
Source: RefSeq, a predicted model, not a curated record
UUGAAGGCAGAUGAUGCUCCACCCCCAGGUGUUCAAGUUAGGUGGAGAGGGUCAUGGUCAGCAUCAUCAUCAUCAUCACUACUUCACUUACCUGACAUGAUUCUGUCAUUUCCCUGGAGCGGAGCUUCCACCCUGCACUGAGCGCAGCAGCCCUGCACAGUCAAAGCAGCACCUGUGACCUGCACCACGACCACGACGCCAACGAGACAAGGAUCAGUGAACACGUCAGAGGUCACUUCUCCAGAGGCUGAAGCAGCCGCCCGUGAACCACCGGAGCUCCACUCUUCCCCCCGCCAGAGACGACGUCUGUGAUCUCCAGUGUCUUUUUUGACUCCGCCCACAUGGCCGACGCAACCGCUGACGACAGCACGUGCCUGUUUCUGGAAAACGAUUUUCAAAAUGCUGGGGUGGCACAAGCCGACUGGACAGCCAAGAGGAUGGUGUGGGUGCCGUCGGACAGGGAGGGCUUCCAGGCCGCGAGCCUCAAGGAGGAAAAGGGCGACGAGGUGGUGGUGGAGCUCGCUAACGGACAGAGGCUGAAGGUGAACAAAGACGACAUCCAGAAGAUGAACCCGCCCAAGUUCAGCAAAGUGGAGGACAUGGCCGCCCUCACCUUCCUCAACGAAGCGUCCAUCUUCCACAACCUGCGAGAUCGAUACUUCUCCAGCCUCAUCUAUACGUACUCGGGUCUGUUCUGCGUGGUGGUGAAUCCGUACAAGAUGCUGCCCAUCUACUCUGAGAAGAUCAUGGAGAUGUACAAGGGCAAGAAACGCCACGAGGUUCCGCCUCACAUCUACUCCAUCACUGACAACGCUUACAGGAACAUGAUGCAAGACCGUGAGGAUCAGUCCAUUCUCUGCACAGGUGAAUCCGGGGCAGGAAAGACGGAAAACACCAAGAAGGUCAUUCAGUACCUGGCUGUCGUCGCUUCCUCGCACAAAGGCAAAAAAGAUGCCAACCCUCAGCAGCCUGGGUCUCUGGCCUACGGGGAGCUGGAGAAACAGCUGCUGCAGGCAAAUCCAAUCCUGGAGGCGUUUGGAAACGCCAAAACCAUCAAGAACGACAAUUCCUCACGAUUUGGCAAGUUCAUCAAGCUCAACUUUGACGUGACGGGCUACCUGGUCGGAGCAAACAUCGAUACCUAUCUCCUGGAGAAGUCUCGCUGCAUUCGCCAAGCGAACACAGAGAGAGCGUUUCACAUCUUCUACUACAUGGUGGCUGGAGCCAAAGACAAGAUGAGGGAGGACCUGCUGCUGGAGGACUUCAGCAGCUACCACUUCCUGAUGGCAGGUCACAUAGAAAUCCCUGGUCAGGAGGAUGAUGAGAUGUUCAUGGAGACUCUGGAGGCCAUGGAGAUUAUGGGCUUCACUGAGGAGGAGAGAAUAGGGAUGUUGAAGGUGGUGUCCACUGUGCUGCAGCUCGGCAACGUCAAGUUUGAGAAGGAGAGGAACAGCGAGCAGGCGACCAUGCCCGACAACACGGCUGCCCAGAAGGUGUGUCACCUGCAGGGCAUCAACGUGACAGACUUCACCCGUGCCAUCCUCACCCCUCGAAUCAAAGUGGGUAGGGAGGUGGUGCAGAAGGCUCAGACCAAGCAGCAGGCAGAUUCUGCAGUGGAGGCUUUGGCUAAAGCUAUGUAUGAGCGUCUGUUUCGCUGGAUCCUGGCAAGAGUCAACAAGACCCUGGACAAGAGUAAGAGACAGUCGUCCUCCUUCCUGGGCAUCCUGGACAUUGCUGGCUUUGAGAUUUUUGAGGACAAUUCCUUUGAGCAGCUCUGCAUCAACUACACCAACGAGCGACUGCAGCAGCUCUUCAACCACACCAUGUUCAUCCUGGAGCAGGAGGAGUACAAGAGGGAGGGCAUCGAGUGGAACUUCAUCGACUUCGGCCUGGACCUGCAGCCGUGCAUUGAGCUCAUCGAGAAGCCGAACAACCCUCCAGGUGUCUUGGCCCUGCUGGAUGAGGAGUGCUGGUUCCCCAAAGCUACAGAUGUUUCCUUUGUGGACAAGCUGCUGAACACCCACACCAGUCAUGUCAAGUUCUCAAAACCCAAACAGCACAAAGAGAAACUGAUCUUCACUAUCCUGCACUACGCUGGAAAGGUCGACUAUAACGCAGCAAACUGGCUAACAAAGAAUAUGGAUCCUCUGAACGACAACGUGACGGCACUGCUCAACAACUCCUCCAGCAACUUCAUCCAGGAGCUUUGGAAGGACGUGGAUCGAGUGGUGGGUCUGGAGACCAUGACCAAGAUGUCCCAGAGUUCGGUGCGCACCUCCACUAAAUCCAAGAAGGGCAUGUUCCGCACGGUGGGCCAGCUGUACAAAGAGUCUUUGGGCAAACUGAUGACCACGCUGCACAACACUCAGCCCAACUUUGUUCGUUGCAUCAUCCCCAACCACGAGAAGAGGGCUGGCAGGAUGGAUGCUCACCUGGUUCUGGAGCAGCUGAGGUGUAACGGCGUGCUGGAGGGAAUCCGCAUCUGCAGACAGGGAUUCCCCAACCGCAUCGUGUUCCAGGAGUUCAGGCAGAGGUACGAGAUUCUGGCUGCCAACGUCAUCCCUAAAGGCUUCAUGGAUGGCAAACAAGCCUGCUGUCUGAUGGUGGAACACCUGGAUCUGGAUCCUAACCUGUAUCGCAUCGGCCAGAGUAAGAUGUUUUUCAGGACAGGAGUUCUGGCUCAGUUGGAGGAGGAGCGAGACCUCAAACUCACCGUCGUCAUCAUCAACUUCCAGGCACAGGCCAGAGGCUUCCUGGCUCGCAGGGCUUUCAGUAAACGUCAGCAGCAGCUCAGUGCCAUGAAGGUCAUCCAGAGAAACUGUGCCUGUUACCUGAAACUCAAGAACUGGCAGUGGUGGAGACUUUUUACUAAGGUGAAGCCCCUGCUGCAGGUCACCAGACAAGACGAGGAAAUAGGCCAGAAGGAGGAGGAGCUAAAGGCGGCGAGAGAUGUGGCUGCCAAGACUGAGGCCGAACUAAAGGACAUCGCACAGAAACACACACAGUUGAUGGAGGAACGAACCCAGCUGGAGAUGAAGCUACAGGCAGAGACGGAGCUUUACACUGAGGCCGAGGAGAUGAGGGUGAGACUGGAGGCCAAGAAACAGGAACUGGAGGAGGUGCUGCAGGAGCUGGAGGCUCGGCUGGAGGAGGAGGAGGAGCGAAGCGGCUGCCUGCAGCAGGAGAAGAAGCACAUGGAGCAGCAGCUACAGCUGGUGGAGGCCCACGUCGCAGAGGAAGAAGACGCUCGGCAGAAGCUGCAGCUGGAGAAAGCAGCCGUGGAGGGAAAAGUCAAGAACAUGGAGGAGGACCUCCUUCUGAUGGAGGAGCAGAAUCACAAACUGCGGAAGGAGCAGGAGCUUCUGGACGAGAGGUUGACCGACAUGAGCGCCAACCUGGCCGAGGAGGAGGAGAAGUCCAAGAACCUCACUAAACUCAAGAGCAAGCACGAGUCCAUGAUCUCUGAACUGGAAGUGCGAAUGAAGAAAGAGGAGAAGGGUCGUCAGGACAUGGAGAAGGCCAAGAGGAAGGUGGAGGCGGAGCUAGCUGACCUCCAGGAGCAGCUCACCGACCUGCAGGCCCUGCUAGCCGAGCUCAGAGCGCAGCUGGCCGCCAAGGAAGAGGAGCUCCAGGUCAUACAGGCCUGCUUGGAGGAGGAGAGCAGUCACCAUGGCGCGGCGGUUAAGCGGAUUCGAGAGUUGGAGGUUCUGUUCUCAGAGAUGCAGGAGGACUUUGAGGCAGAGCGAGUUGCCAGGGCAAAGACUGAGGCAGCGCGACAGGAACUUGGGGAGGAGCUGAACGCUCUGCGUACUGAACUAGAGGACAGUCUGGACACCACUGCCGCCCAACAGGAGCUACGCGCAAAGCGUGAGCAAGAGGUGGCCGCGUUGAUGAAAGCCAUGGAGGAGGAGGGGCGGAGCCACAAGGCUCAAAUCCAUGAUCUGAGACAGAGACACAGUCAGACGAUGGAGGAGCUCAAUGAGCAGCUGGAUCAGGCCAAGAGGGUGAGGGCCAGUCUGGAAAAGGCCAAACAGACCCUGGAGAAGGAGUCGGCUGAUCUUUGCACUGACCUGCGAUCCCUCGCCAGCGCCAAGCAGGACGUGGAGCACAAGAAGAAGAAGGUGGAGGGUCAGCUGAACGACCUGCACGCCCGCUUUAAUGAGAGCGAGCGUCAGAGGACUGAGCUCGGAGAGAAAGUCUCCAAGAUGACUCUGGAGCUGGACUCUGCGAUGGGUCUGUUGAAUGAGGCGGAGGGCAAGAACAUCAAGCUGAGUAAAGACGUCUCCAGUCUGUCGUCUCAGCUUCAGGACGCCCAGGAGCUGCUCUCAGAGGAAACUCGUCAGAGGCUGAAUCUGUCCUCACGUCUCCGUCAGAUGGAGGAUGACAGAAACGGUCUGACGGAGCAGCUGGAUGAGGAGAUGGAGGCCAAACAGGCCAUGGAGAGGCAGGUCUCCAGCCUCAACAUGCAGCUGUCGGACUAUAAGAAGAAGAAGGAUGACAUGUCAGCAGUGGUGGAAAUGCUGGAGGAGGCAAAGAAGCGUCUGGAGAGGGAACUGGAAGCGACCAAGACUGAGUAUGAAGAGAAGGCCUCAGCCUUUGACAAGCUGGAGAAGAGCCGGAGCCGCAUGCAGCAGGAGCUGGAGGACGUCCUCGUGGACCUGGACAACCAGCGACAACUUGUCUCCAACCUGGAGAAGAAGCAGAAGAAGUUUGAUCAGAUGUUUGCAGAAGAGCGAGCAGUGUCAGCUAAGUUUGAAGAGGAGCGGGAUCGAGCUGAAGCCGAGGCGAGGGAGAAGGAGACACGGCUGUUAGCUUUGGCCAGAGCUCUGGAGGAGAACCAGGAUGCUCUGGAAGAGGCAGAGAAGACAAUGAAGGCUCUACGGACUGAGAUGGAGGAUCUCAUCAGCUCCAAGGAUGACGCGGGAAAGAGUGUCCAUGACCUGGAGAAGGUGAAACGUGGAUUGGAGGCCUUUGUGGAGGAGCUGAGGAUGCAGAUGGAGGAGCUAGAGGACGAACUCCAGGUAGCUGAGGACGCCAAGCUGCGUCUGGAGGUCAACACUCAGGCCCUCAGAGCUCAGCAUGAGAGGGAGAUUCAGGCCCGCUAUGAGAUGGGCGAGGAGAAGAGGAAGCAACUCCUAAAACAGGUGCGUGAGCUGGAGGCAGAGCUGGAGGAGGAGAGGAAGCAACGAGGUCAUGCAUCUGCUGGGAAGAAGAAGCUCGAGGGGGAGCUCAAGGACAUGGAGGACCAGCUGGAGGCCACCAGCAGGGGGCGGGACGAGGCCGUCAAGCAGCUUCGCAAGAUCCAGGGCCAGGUGAAGGAUCUCCAGAGGGAGGUGGACGACUCUCACGCAGCCCAGAAAGAGACGCUCACUUCAGCCCAAGAGGCCGAGCGUAGAGCCAGGGUCAUGGAGGCCGACGUCAUCCAGCUGCACGAGAUGUUGGCAUCAGCUGACAGAGCUCGUAAGCAGGCAGAGACAGAAAGAGACGAACUACAUGAAGAACUGGACACCAACUUCUCUGGAAAAUAUCUGCUCUCUGAUGAAAAGCGUCGCCUGGAGACAAAGAUCGGCCAGGUGGAGGAGGAGCUGGAGGAGGAGCAGGCUAACGUGGAGAAUCUCAGCGAGCGACUGAGGAGGAGCCAGCAGCUGGUGGAGCAGCUGGGGGCGGAGCUGACAGCAGAGAGACUGACCUUUCAGAGCAGGGAGGGAAACAUGCAGCAGCUGGAGAGACAAAACAGAGAGCUGAAGGCCAAACUGCAGGAGAGUGAGGGCCAGGGACGCUCCAAACUCAAGUCCUCUAUCGCCGCCCUCGAGGCCAAGCUGAGAGAGAUGGAGGAGCAGCUGGAGAUGGAGAGCAGAGAGCGUCAGGCCAGCGCCAAAAGUCUGCGUCAGAGGGAGAAGAAGCUGAAGGAUGUAACCGUUCAGAUGGAGGACGAGAGGAAGCAGGCACAGCAGUACAGAGACCAGGUGGAGAAGGGCAACAUGCGUGUGAAGCAGCUGAAGCAUCAGCUGGAGGAGGCAGAGGAGGAGGGGCAGCGUGUGGCUGCGGCUCGCAGGAAGCUGCAGCGCGAGCUGGACGAGGCGACCGAGGCCAACGACGCCCUGAGCAGAGAGGCGUCGUCCCUCAGGAGCAAACUGAGACGUAAUGGCGGGGAGGCCAACUUCAGCAGCCCUGGUCCUCGCAGCGGCGGCGGUGGAAUCAUCAGGAGAAUAAGCUGUAGGAGUGCCAACAAGAUGAAGUCGGAGGAACUGCACGAGGUUGAGCCCCCACCCCUGUCUUCUCCCGCCGGCAGCCCCCUGCUGGAGGCCUGUGCUGACGGCUACACCUGCUCACCUGAGGAGUAAAAGGGACCAGAAUAAUGACGACGUGUCAGAGAAACAUUUAUACACUCAAUGUUUAAAUGUUCCUCAGCAAAGAAAGCAACAUAUUUAUAAUUUAUUCACGGUUUAUUGGUGGAGGUGCCAGCAUCCACAAUGUUGAAAUACUGCAUUUAACAUGUACGACUGAUUCACUCUGAAAUGAUAAAAAGACAAAAGUGCCAUUAACUGCAAAGGUAGCAGUGUUUGUGUGGGCUGUUCACUCACAACUUUACCGAUUGUCGGUUUAAUUUGAUGUUUUACGGCAGUCGGCAUCGGUAAUGUUGCGUCACUACACCUUUUUUUCUCCUUUUCCAGGGAACUCCAGGGCUGCCUACUUUAACCUUCCUCUGGCAUUUCACAGAUGUUUGUCUCUAAUGUGAAGAAAACAGAAUUGUCACCGUCAUGUUUUAACAUUUGCAAUUUACAUGCACGUAGAUUCAUUCAUGCGUCAUGAAAGUUUGAGAAUUCAUUUAUUAUCGAACAUUACAUUUGUGUCACAUUUUCUUCACACAACAAAAUGGCCGACUGACAUUUGGAUUCGUUGUCUCGAAGCAUGAGACACAAACUUAUGCAUUUUAUCCUAAGGUUUUAAUUGGCUCGCUGUGCUGGACUCUGUGCUUUUUGUCAAACCAGUGCAAAAUAAAACUGUUCGUAAACA